This is a messenger RNA of Lingula anatina, 4960 nucleotides long. RefSeq lists its product as uncharacterized. NCBI's taxonomy places the organism in Eukaryota, Metazoa, Brachiopoda, Lingulata, Lingulida, Lingulidae. Gene Ontology annotation, biological process: mitotic cytokinesis; actomyosin contractile ring assembly; septin ring organization. The record is from RefSeq and is a predicted model, not a curated record. Gene Ontology annotation, cellular component: actomyosin contractile ring.
GAGAUUAAACCGCCAAUUUUAAAAGUUGUUUGUCAAUGCCAAAGGCACGGUUGCGGGCGUAGGACGAAGAAGACCGUUUAAAACGAAUUUAUGAACCGCUGACGGAUUUAAAAUGGAUCCUUUUACACAGAGCAGUGAUUUAGACACCUCAGUUGCGAAAUUGUUGGAGCGCACUCGUCAAAGGCGCGAGCAGCUCACUCAGAAGAUGGCAGAAUCUCCGCGUGCUGCUCCACGAAAACGACGCACGCCUCUCGCUGAGGAUCUGACGGAUAAUAUUGUGCAAGAAGAAAAUAUAGAUGAUGACUCCCCAAACAAGCGCCAGUGUGUGCGCGAGGCAGAGCGCGAGAUGAAGGCUGACACGCCUGCGGUACAGGGAGUGAAGUCAAGAAUGCAGAAACUGGUGCAAGAACAGAACAAAUGGAAAGAUGAGAACGGUGGUGAGAACAUGGAGGUUGAACAGCCAGUGGCAAAGCCCCGGGAUCCCGACCCCGCAUCCCCUCCCCAGCCGACCCCCACUGCCAGGAAGAACCGCCUGGCAGCCCUUGCCCAGUCCAUCAAUAACUGGGAGGAUGACCUCACACACCACGAGUUCAGACCUAAAGAAGAAAAACCCAAGAGAGUGUGGCAGCCUCCACCUAAGCCAGUGGAGACCAAGCCCGCCUCCCCCAAAAAGUACCCAGCGCCCCAAAAACCAAUUGAAACCAAGACUGCCUCCCCGAAGAAGUACCCUGCCCCUAAGGCGCCAUCACCACAGGAAAGCACGACCACUAUCACCACCAAGUCUAAACCUGUGGAGACGACAGAAAGAACAGAGACCAUCGAGACCACCACGACAAAGAUCACGGUGACGCGUAAUGGUGGCAGCAUGAAUAUCAAGGUGUCUGGGGAGAAUGGGGAUUUCGAGGUCGCGCCGAGCAAGCCGCCCAGGACCUAUGAAGCUGAAAUCCCUGUGGUGGUGAGCAGGCAGAGUCAGAGCACCACAUCUGUGCAGAAGUCCACGGAGCCAACCUCCUCUCAGAGCUCCUAUGUGAGUAAACUAACACUGAAUGUUGGCAAGAAAGAGGCAUGUAAUAAGCCAGUGGAGGUUCAGAUUGGUAUAGAUGGGAAGAAGAGGAUCGCGCCUGCCCUACGCAAGGGUGGUAUCCGCGAGGACGAGCCAACAGCCAAACCAGUCAACCAGCGCAUGGCUAACUGGGAGAAGAUCACGAGCCAGGAGGACGGCAAACGCCCGUCGGCCCAGUCAGCCCCCUACAAGGCCCCAGAACCCAAGAAAGCCCCCUUCAGCAGGCCCCCUGUUCCAAAGUCCACCACCAAUGCUAGCACUAAGACUGCCCCUGCCAACAGCAACCCUGGCAGGCCCCCUCUUCCUAGAGGUGUAGCCCCUGGCGGAGCCCCAGUGAAUGCGAGGCCAAGAGCCCCUGAGUCUAAUGAGCCGGACCCCACUGACCGGUCAGUGAUGUCCAGGAUGGGGAUGUGGGAAGACAGAGUCCGUAGCACUGCCCAGAAUGCUCCACCCCGUCCCAACCAGCCGUCCACUGCCCCCAUGACCAGACCUGCAUUGAAGCUGCCCCCGGGGUCUGUCCCCAAGGUCCCUGCGGCACCUGUCACCCCGGCUGCAGCUGUGGGAUCCUCUCCUGCUAAGAGCAAGGACUCCCCAGUCAAAUCUAAAGUGCCUGGAGUGAAGUCACCUGCCUUGUCACCUACCAAGGCCAGUGCUCACAUGCGCGCCAUGCAGGAGAAGCUUAUACAGAACAUGAACAAAGGCUGGAAGGAUAACGAGAUAACCGCCAAGGUCCUGGCAGAGCGCGAGGCGGAGAUGAAGCAGCUGGAGAACCGCUGGAAGGACGGAAUACCUUUGGAGAAUGAAAAUGAGACAAAGAAAGCGGAGCCUGUUGUGGUGCCACUCAAACAGGAGGUAAAACCGGUUCCCACACCUCAGCCAAGAGUGCAAGUGCCGAGCGCUCCAGCGCGGGCAAUCCCUGGCAAACGGGAAGACGCUAGGGCUAAGCUCAGAUCAGACUUUGAGGGCAAGUUAAAUGCCAUGGGGUUUGAAGUCCAAAGCACAGCUGACCUUCAGGGAAAUAAGUCAAAGGUCGCGACCCUCACCUUGGCCCAGCAGCAGCAGCAGGCCAAGAUGGCAGAAGCAAAACCACAGCCAAAAAUCACUGUAACAGAGGAGAGUUAUCAGAGAACUACCGUCAAAAACCAGAAGACAGCCCAUGAUUCUUUUGAUGACAGUGAAGAUGGGAGCGAUGAAUCCUUUGAAGCCACCAUGAGCAAGUACUCCGCUGUGGCUGACCCCAAUUAUAAUAGAGGUCAAGCUCAGACUAGUCGCCAGGCAACACGACAGGCAUCAACUGCGUCUAUGGCGAGCAGCCAAAGUGCCACCAGCGAGACCAGCAGUCAGUACAGUGAGAGGAGAGACAGAGGGGAGAGGAGCAGCGCAGAUGACGAGUACGACAGCCAGAGUGACUAUGACGACGAAGAUGAGGAGGGUGAAGAGGGAAUUGAUGAUCUUUUAGAUGAAGCCAUGGAUGAGUCUGAGGACUCCAUGCAGGAUGAAAAGGGUGCCCCACAGAGAAGACCUCCAAAUGGAAAAACGGAGCGUUUGAUGUCUCCCAAAGUGGCGUCGUGUGAGAGUUUGGUCAGCUCAGAUGGAGAGAAGCCUCUGGUCCACACUGUCUCUUUUUACAGGUCCACCAGGUACAGUAAGAAUGGCCCAGCCCCCAAGAUGACCAUCGUCCGGCACACCUCUCACUCUCGGUCCACUGAGGAGGAGGAGGAAGAGGAAGAUCUGCCCUAUAUGCCUGAGAGGUCCAUCAAACAGAAGAUACAGGAGCUCCAGGACCUGGUGAGUCAGGAGCAGAAUGUGAUCAUGCAGACCAGCAAUGCUCUGAACCAGUGUUGUGGUGGGGGCUCCAGCUUUGCAGGCUCCACAGAGGCUGUGGAGUGCAAUCGACUGCUGCUCAUGGCAUGUAAGAGACGCGAGGCUUACCUGGAGGAGAUUCACCGGCUGAAGAACAGACACGCCAAACCCGACCAGAACAAGGGGAAGGGCUCCCUCACCAUUAGCGACAUCCGCCUGCCUCUCAAGAAGGACUUUGUGUCCAAGAUAGGGUCCAAGGAUGACACUGCUGUCCACUACUUCCUGAUCGUGCUGCGUAACGGUCCUCAUGUGAUAGUGACUCAGAUGGUGUCCACUCAUGACCCCAUGGUCAGAGGAAGUCUGGACUUCCCGAACCUCAUCAAACUGAACGACGUCAAGAGUGGGUUCAGAUAUAACCUGGAGGUGUAUGGAAUGACUGUGCGUCGUGAUGUUCAUAUCCCAGCCAAAGAUACACCUAAGAAGAAGGGUUUUACUCCUAAGAAGUUACUGGGAUUCAAGGGAAAAGGACAUUCGUCAUUGCACAGUCCAGGAGGUCCCACAGCAGUGCGUUCCACGGCGUUCCAGCAGAUUGCCCUUCUCCCCAUCACCAUGGACAGCCUGCACCAGUCAUCAUUUGGUCUGGAGAAGGUGCCGUUCCUCUGCCCCCUACAGGGGACCAUCCACCUCAAGUUACGCUGCAUCAUGGAGUCCAGGAUAGAGGAGCAUGGGUUCCUGACCAUGUUUGAGGACGUGAGCGGGUUUGGAGCGUGGCACAGGCGUUGGUGUGUGCUGAAGGACAACAAACUAAAAUACUGGAAAUAUCCAGAUGAUGAGAAGAUUAAGGAACCCAUUGGUUCUAUUGACCUGAAGCGUGUAAUCACAGACGUGGUCGGUCUGGUCACCAGAGACGUGUGCGCGCGACCAAACACCUUCCAGCUUCUCAUGGUGAAAGAUCCCAGAGAGAACACGCAGACACUCACCACCAAGUACUACAACACAAUUGCCACAGACUCUCACCUGCUAUCUGCGGACACUAAAGAAGACAGACUGGUAUGGUGCAAUAAACUGAAUGAGGCGCUCACAAACCUACGAACAUGGCACGCUGACGCCCUCAAACCCAUCAAGAAGAAAACAUCCAACAUUUAAGAAAAAUAUAACUUUGCAUAAUGACAAUUAAAAAAUAAACCCUGAUGGUUGGCACUGUAGGGGGUUUUUGUAAGAAUUGAGUUUUCAUUCUUUGUGCCCUCUUCUUCAUUUUCUAAUCUCCAAUCAUGCCCCUCAAGCAUACACAUUUUGAAGACUUGAAGAUGAAGUUGCUUUCACACAUUGCGCUGAAACUUUGGGUGUGAGAAAAUUCAAGUGGGCCAAAAAGAAAAAAGGACUUGAAUAGUAAUUGGUUUCUUUCCUUAGAGAAAUAUUUUAUGAACGUAACUCAUAUAUCAUAUCUAUUUAAAAAGCUUAACCCUGAAGCUUAAGUCACAUAAACUUGCCUCAGGUAAUACUCCUAUAUCACUCGUACCUGAAAUUUUUUUAGAUCAUUUUACCAGCAUGUUAAAACAGUGAAUGUUAUCAAAGCAUCAUGCCAUAUGCUACCUAUCAUAGCUCUUGGUGAGGACAAGCAUGUUGAGAUUUUAUGUGUGUGGUUGUGAACAUGAAAGAGGAAAAUAGGACUGUAAGUGGAUACUGAUAUUUAUUUUUUCCUGAUUAUAUAAUCUCUAUGAACCUCACAGACUAUAUAUUAUUAUGCAGGAAAACUAUUUACUUUGGAUAGAUCCGACCAUUAUUAUUGUAAUGGUUAUUAGCAUUGAAACGAAGAUACAUGAACUGAUAAUUAGAAUGAUUAUAUCCCAUAACAUUAAUUUGCCUGCUCUGGUGACAAUAGUAAUACUUCAUUAGUAUAUAUGACAAUAUAAUACAUAUAUCUGCCAAAAUCAUGACACAUGGAUUGUUCUUUGGUGUUUUGAAUAACUUCUUAAACUGCUGAGAUGUUGAGUUGUCACUAAAAAUGACAAAUAACUGGUAAUUAUCAGUGAUGGUGUAGAUAUGUAUGGAAAAUAAAAUGUAAAUAGAUAACCAUGAACGUAGAAUAUGAAA